Messenger RNA from Pyricularia grisea, 396 nucleotides. RefSeq lists its product as uncharacterized. The coding region runs from base 1 to 396 and encodes 131 amino acids. The transcript is spliced from 2 exons. The record is from RefSeq and is a predicted model, not a curated record. NCBI's taxonomy places the organism in Eukaryota, Fungi, Ascomycota, Sordariomycetes, Magnaporthales, Pyriculariaceae.
AUGGCUCAGAGUUCUUUCCAGCUCGCCCAGAGGGUGCUGCACCUACGUACCGGUCGUGUUGUCGUCCGCAAGAUAUGCGUCGUAGGUAGGUACAAGUACAAAAACGAGAAUUGGGACGCUGGACUCGCUGCUCAGCUCAAGAGGACCGAGUUGGCCACCAUCAAGGGUGUGGAACCUCCCCGGUUCGCCCGCUUGAUCUCUGCCAGGCCAUCGGCCGUUGACUCUUUUUGGGGAUUGUACAACUGCGGAAGCAUUAUGGAAAUUGAGGAGACGUGUGUGAUGCAGAGGGUACUCAUGUCACCCGGCUUUCCUGACGAGGAUCUCAGCUCGCUCGUCCACCUCUACAGCAUGCCAUUUGACGUGGUCCACAACGACCUCGACCUACGCAACGUUUAG